Suillus bovinus is the source of this 558-nucleotide messenger RNA. RefSeq lists its product as uncharacterized. The transcript has 2 exons. The coding region runs from base 159 to 377 and encodes 72 amino acids. NCBI's taxonomy places the organism in Eukaryota, Fungi, Basidiomycota, Agaricomycetes, Boletales, Suillaceae. The record is from RefSeq and is a predicted model, not a curated record.
GGCCUCAGACACAAACGCCUCCUAUUGCGCUCUUCUAAGACUUUGUCCGAGUCAUAGCAACUUCACGCACAUUGCGCAAUCAGACUUUUGUCGGUGUGGUUUCCUCACAUGGUCACAUCAUAGGCUGAUGCACAGUUAUACCAGAUACAAUUCAUACCAUGAAGCUCGUUCAAAUCGUUUAUCUCACAAUCCUUACCACUCCCAGUGCUAUGUUAACCCCAGUGGCACUGGCAGCGAUGCCUCUGAGUCGUCAGCUUGUACUCUGUGACUACUGCGCCUCCUCUAAGGCCACUUUGCCACGGUGCAAGGCAGGGUCAUGGCCACAAAUCUAUGGCCCCAAGACGGGACCCGAUUCUUGUUGGGGAUGCUGUACAUAGCUAAAUUGGUUGAACCUCUCGGUCAUUUUUGCCCUCAGCACGUGUUCGUUCCGAAUCCCACCGCCGGUGUAACUUGGUCCACCACUGGUGGCAGAAUAGAUAUAUCAAUUCUUUUCACCACUGAAUGGAAGGUAGCUUGCUUGCUAGUAGCAAGCCCAUCAAAAAAACGACAAGUUCCUUA